AUGCCGCACGCUGCUGCAGCCGUACGCCGCGCCCUACUUCAGCACCGAGCCGCCGCACUCGCCCGACUGAGUGCAGUGCACCGUGCCCCGCGUGCCGCACGCUGCUGCACCCGUACGCCGCGCCAUACUUCAGCACCGAGCCGCCGCACUCGCCCGACUGAGUGCAGUGCACCGUGCCCCGCGUGCCGCACGCUGCUGCAGCCGCACGCCGCGCCCUACUUCAGCACCGAGCCGCCGCACUCGCCCGACUGA
Molecule: messenger RNA, 252 nt
Organism: Parnassius apollo (apollo)
Lineage: Eukaryota; Metazoa; Arthropoda; Insecta; Lepidoptera; Papilionidae
Source: the annotation of a GenBank genome assembly